AAAGAGGAUUUACUGAUGCAGGUUAUGAUACUUGCCGGAACAGACACAUCAGUCGUUACAAUUGAAUGGGCGAUGUCUCUUUUGCUCAAUAAUCCUUAUGCGUUCAGGAAAGCGAGAGAUGAAAUAGACAGUGCUCUUGGACUUGACCGCUUGGUGGAGGAAUCAGAUUUAUCUAAAUUGCCUUAUCUAGGAAAUAUUAUUUCAGAGACUUUCCGUGUAUAUCCUGCAGCACCAUUGUUGGUGCCUCAUGAGUCAUCAGCUGAUUGCAAAAUUGAGGGAUAUGAUGUGCCACGAGGCGCCAUCUUAUUGGUCAAUGCAUGGUCCAUUCACAGGGAUGCAAAGGUGUGGGAUGAUCCUUUAAGUUUUAAGCCAGAGAGGUUUGAAAGUGGAAUAUCUGAGCCAUAUAAGUUGAUGCCAUUUGGUAUGGGCAGAAGGUCUUGCCCUGGAUCUGGACUUGCCCAACGUGUAGUUGGCUUGGCUUUAGCCUCGUUAAUACAAUGUUUUGAGUGGAAGAGAACUAAUGUGAAGGAGGUUGAUUUGGCCGAAGGAAGAGGACUUACUAUGCCUAAACUCGAGCCACUUGAAGCUAUGUGCAGAAGCCGCGACAUCAUAAACAAACUUCGGGUUUGAAGCUACAAAAAGUUAGUACUACUUCUCUACUAAUACGACAUCAUAAACAAAUUUCUGGUUUGAAGCUACUGCGCACCAGAAAGUCCCUAGCUGUGCCCUUCAGCCUUGAAGCUACAGUUAACGGCUUAACACUUAUAUAUUGAGCUCUUCAUAAUUAGAACAGAGGAAUACCUUUCGUUAUUUUUUUGCCUGUCUAAUUGAACCAACAUGCAUGUUAAACAUUUCAUAUCUCUAAUUUGUCUAAGCACUUAUCUAGCCAUAUGUGGAUUGCACUUAUCUAGCCAUAUGUGGAUUGUUGCCGACAAAGAUAAGUACUUAUCUAGCUGACUACGAAUGAAUUAAAAGUUAACUGCAUAAAUAUUGCUGUAUCCAAAAUUCAUCAUAUGAUAAAUUGUUUGGGCUGAACUUUCAUGGAGGAUGAAGAUUUUAGCUAACCUUUGUGAUGUUAG
This is a messenger RNA of Daucus carota subsp. sativus, 1079 nucleotides long. Its product is annotated as cytochrome P450 81Q32-like. The transcript has a single exon. The record is from RefSeq and is a predicted model, not a curated record. Gene Ontology annotation, molecular function: iron ion binding; heme binding; oxidoreductase activity, acting on paired donors, with incorporation or reduction of molecular oxygen. The coding region runs from base 16 to 630 and encodes 204 amino acids. Lineage: Eukaryota; Viridiplantae; Streptophyta; Magnoliopsida; Apiales; Apiaceae.